This is a messenger RNA of Scatophagus argus, 2445 nucleotides long. Its product is annotated as KIAA1143 ortholog. The record is from RefSeq and is a predicted model, not a curated record. Lineage: Eukaryota; Metazoa; Chordata; Actinopteri; Scatophagidae. Bases 105 to 593 code for a protein of 162 amino acids. The transcript is spliced from 3 exons.
CGGCGCAUCUUAAUGACGUGUGUUGUGUUUUCGUGUUGAAGAGCUGUGCUUGUUGAAAAACUGUCUACAGGCCCUUAAAUCAUUGUGUCGUGUGCUCAUUCACAAUGAACAAGAAUAAGGCCAGUGGCGUGGCGUGGGUGAAACCAGCGGAACCGUCCUUUCUAAAAAAGUUUAAAAAUGAUGUUGGUUACAAAGAAGGACCGACUGUCGACACUAAGCGUCAGGUGAUGCCAACACUGGAUGAUGAUAGCGGGAGUGAUCGAGAGGACGAGCUUCCUCAAGUUGUGGUCCUAAAAAGUGGAGACCUGACCUCAGAGGAGGUGAAGAAGAUCAAGGGCGAAAUACUCACUGGAAGUGGCACAGAGAAAGAUGAUGAACCACCAGAUGGUAAAAUCCUGUUCAAGAAACCAGCCAAGCGUUCCUCUUCAGACAAAUUCAAGGGCAUCACUGCCAGCACCAGCAAAAAGAAGAAGAGUGAUGGAGGAGAGGAAGAGGAAGAGAAGAAGAAGCAGAAGGAGGUGAAGUCUGGGAAACAAGUAAAAAAUAGCAGCCUUCUGUCGUUUGGAGGGGAUGAAGAGGAAGAGGAGGACUAAAUGUUACUGGUCAAACGUAAGACUGUCAUUACCCUCCACGACAGAGAAAAAAAAAAAAUCAAAGUGACAAAUUUAACAGUAAUCCUUAAGUUUAUCAUAAUAUUGACAAAUAGCAUCAGGGGUCAAGUUAACAGACACUGUAUUUGAAACAUUCUGGAGUACAUCCACAGUGUGCAGCACGUCCACUCUGGCUUUUUUUUUUUUUUUUUUGUUUUGUUAAAGAAUAAAGCCAGUAUUCUUGGAAACUAUAGCCCACUAACUACAAAUGGUCUUUUCCAUUCAUUUUAGUAAAUUGUGCAAGAUUAACUUAAACUCCAUCACAAUGAACAUCUUGACUCUUCUUUCUUUUUAAGUUCCACUUAUGGUUUUGUUGGAGUACUUUAAGCUUCACAUUCCCCCACAAUGUUAAUAUGAGACGAUCUCUUCCUGUGUGUUUGUGUAGGAAAACACCCACGACCCUGUUGAAGACAGUGCACGCUCUUUUAACAUCAAAGUCAUACAGAGUGAUGGUUCCUUCUCUAGAAAAAACAUCUUUGGCUAAAAGUUAGCACAGACUUUGCAAACAGCAUAUUCACCUUUUUCUGUUGUACCAUCAGCUCUCAGACUCGAUACAUCUUUUGUUAAUUGCAUAGAUUAGAAUAUAAACCACAGCUCUUAUAUUUGAAAAUUGCGCUCUUUGAAAUUGUGAUAUCAGUGAACACUUUCAGCUUUAGUAACAGCAUUGCAUUACUUUUGUACUUUUGUGAAUACACCAACAGUUUUUCAGGAACAUACAAGCGCAAAGCUUCAGUACAGCUUGAUUUUAGGCAAUUUGUGGUUAAUGGGCUAAAAAGUGGAAAAGAGCAAGUGUGAUUCAGUUUUUUUUUUUUUUUUCCUUUAAGAGUCAAAAAACACAGGAGCAAGCUGUGUUUCUGCUUUUUAAAGGUGCUCCUCAAAACUGGUUUGCACUCAGUUCCUCAUGAACUAUGCAACUUAAUCUGAGAAGUUAAAAUCCGGUAACAUCAGGUGUCAAAACAGGGUGAAUAAUUUGUUUAUUUAUUUUAUACACACCCGUUGUCAGUCACCUGGAUGUUUGAAAUUAAUUCAGCAACCCUUUUGUCUAAGCUUCAUUAAAAGGACCUUUCUUUUAAAAGCUGAUGAAAAUUUAAUGUUGAACACUGAACAUUCAUCAGAACUACAGAUUUCUUUCUUCCUGAUUUUGAUAUCUGAACCUUCAUAUUGACGAAUACCAAGUACCAAUCGGAUACCAGAGCAUUAAAAAAUGACAUACUGUUAACUGUCUGUGGAUGUGACGUAAUUGCCAUCAUUGCUACAUGGACUGGCUCAGUUUAAACCCUUUGUAAAACAUGCAUACAGGAGCGCCAUUGAACUCUCCUUUUACUUUAAUGUCUUUUUUUACAUGCAAGUUUCCUUACAUGUGCUUGUAGUGAGACGAGUCUCCAGUAAAAAGUCUGCAUCCAGAUGUACAGGAUGGGAAUUAGCAAGGUCCCGAGGCAGAUUAAUUAGGUGGUAUCUGAUCGGUACUUGGACCUGAUCCAGCAUUUUAGGGUUUAGGUUUUACAGGGGGCAGUUCAGAUACUGGUGUUGGUAUCAGAGCAACCCUAAUCAAAAAUGUGUGUGUGUGUUUGCAUGUAGUGUUUAAGUGCUCAGUGUAGAAUUUUUAAUACAUUCAAUGAUAUAUUGAAUGUAUGAAUAAACUCUAGCUUCGGCAAAGGAGCUGUACCACUUUAAUGUACAAACGAUGCAUUCUUGUCAAUGCAGCUUGGAGUUUAAAAUGUUGAUUUUCUUGUUUGUAUUUUUUUAGACAAUGGUUGUGACUGUAACAUUUGAAAUAUAAAUCAACUGUACCACA